CCGGUACAGCCCCUCCUCCCCGCUGUGUUUAUUAGGGGAAGGAGGGCGGAGGCGGAGGCCAGUUCCCUAGCUCCAGCCGCCGUCGCCGUCUCCUGUGCAGUUGCAGCCGCAGCCGUCUCCCGCCAGCUCGCUCCAGGGAAAGAACGUGCGCGAGCUCCGGCGUCCCCGCCCUAGCCUUUCCCGGAGCCAUGAAUCCCAACUGCGCCCGGUGCGGCAAGAUCGUGUACCCUACGGAGAAGGUGAACUGUCUGGAUAAGUUCUGGCAUAAAGCAUGCUUCCACUGCGAGACCUGCAAGAUGACACUCAACAUGAAGAACUACAAGGGCUAUGAGAAGAAGCCCUACUGCAACGCACACUACCCCAAGCAGUCCUUCACCAUGGUGGCCGACACCCCGGAAAACCUCCGCCUCAAGCAACAGAGUGAGCUCCAGAGUCAGGUGCGUUACAAGGAGGAGUUUGAGAAGAACAAGGGCAAAGGCUUCAGUGUGGUGGCAGACACACCCGAACUCCAGAGGAUCAAGAAGACCCAGGACCAGAUCAGUAACAUAAAAUACCACGAAGAGUUUGAGAAGAGCCGCAUGGGCCCCAGCGGGGGUGAGGGCCUGGAGCCAGAGCGCCGAGAUCCCCAGGACACUGGCUAUCGGCGGCCCCAGGAGCAGCAGCCUCACCACAUCCCAACCAGCGCCCCAGUUUACCAGCAGCCCCAGCAGCAGCAGGCAGCCCAGUCCUACGGUGGCUACAAGGAGCCUGCAGCCCCGGUCUCCAUACAGCGCAGUGCCCCAGGCGGGGGCGGGAAGCGGUACCGCGCCGUGUAUGACUACAGUGCCGCCGACGAGGACGAGGUCUCCUUCCAGGACGGGGACACCAUCGUCAACGUGCAGCAGAUCGACGACGGCUGGAUGUACGGGACCGUGGAGCGCACCGGCGACACGGGGAUGCUGCCGGCCAACUACGUGGAGGCCAUCUGAGCCCGCCGGGCGCCGCCCGCCCCAUCCGUCUUCAGUGCAUUCCACAGCAUCGCAUCCGUCCUGGGCGUGACCUGUCCACCCUUUGGUGUCUCUGUUUUUUAAAAUCUGCAACAGCUUGUUUAUUC
Messenger RNA from Lagenorhynchus albirostris (white-beaked dolphin), 1093 nucleotides. It is a transcript of the gene LASP1, whose product is annotated as LIM and SH3 protein 1. The coding region runs from base 189 to 968 and encodes 259 amino acids. Gene Ontology annotation, molecular function: actin filament binding. The record is from RefSeq and is a predicted model, not a curated record. Gene Ontology annotation, cellular component: focal adhesion. The transcript has 7 exons. NCBI's taxonomy places the organism in Eukaryota, Metazoa, Chordata, Mammalia, Artiodactyla, Delphinidae.